Messenger RNA from Hymenoscyphus albidus, 736 nucleotides. The record is from the annotation of a GenBank genome assembly. NCBI's taxonomy places the organism in Eukaryota, Fungi, Ascomycota, Leotiomycetes, Helotiales, Helotiaceae.
AUGAACCCUGUGUUUGCACAUGAGCGGUUCGCACACCGUAUCACAAACAUUGAGUGGAAGUUGGAGGAUUCCCGCGAUUCGCAUUGGUGGCGUCUCGUUGGUUGUUCAUAUAUGAAUAUGACAGAGAUGUUAAGUAUGUCCUGUUCACUCAGCGGUCUUAAUAAAAUUAAGUGGCAUUUCAGCGGAUUCUCGUUGUUCGGAGGAAAGUUAUGGCGCAACCUAAAGCUGUCAUCUUGAUUACUGGCAAGCAAAUUCCCUCGAAUGCCUUUCAUGUCUGAAUUGGAACUAAUUCCUACAAGGAGCCAGCCGUGGCCUUGGCCUCGCAACCUCCAAGGCAAUAUCAGAGUCGUUCCCUACAUACCACAUCUUUCGCGGUUGCAGACACUUAAAGCCAGAGACCGAAGGCAUUCAGCAAAGUCUACCAUCGAAUACUUCCGAAAUCCAGUUGGAUGUCACAAACAACGAAUCCAUUGAACUUGCAGCCAAAUAUAUCACAGAAAACUAUGGAAAGCUUGAUGUACUUAUCAACAACGCCGGUAUUUCAAGCAACGCCUCAUCCCUGACGGAUAAUCUGAACGAAUGCAUUUCAACAAAUCUUCUUGGAUCCUCAAGAGUUACAGAAGCUUUCCUGCCUCUUCUCAAAAAGUCGACGUCUGCCCGUAUAGUAUUCCUUACUUCCGUUCUCGGGUCAAUAAACGCGCGGAGCGACCCUUCCGAUCCCUUUUCUCAACUAUGA